Messenger RNA from Prosopis cineraria, 915 nucleotides. Its product is annotated as ADP-ribosylation factor 1. The transcript is spliced from 7 exons. Bases 170 to 715 code for a protein of 181 amino acids. NCBI's taxonomy places the organism in Eukaryota, Viridiplantae, Streptophyta, Magnoliopsida, Fabales, Fabaceae. The record is from RefSeq and is a predicted model, not a curated record. Gene Ontology annotation, cellular component: cytoplasm. Gene Ontology annotation, biological process: intracellular protein transport; vesicle-mediated transport. Gene Ontology annotation, molecular function: GTPase activity; GTP binding.
CUGUUUGAUUCCGUCUCAUGUGCAUUAUAAAAAUGCAAGGAGAUCGUUCCUGCCUCCACGGGCUCUGCUCUUAGUGUAUUUGGAUCUGCACUCAAAUCAGUGAUCGUGUUAUCUCUCUCCAUCAAGUAAUUGACCUUUGAGUCUUCCCAUUGUGCAGCUGAAAGAAGAGAUGGGGUUGUCUUUCGGUAAGCUUUUUAGCCGUCUCUUUGCCAAGAAAGAGAUGCGUAUUCUGAUGGUAGGUCUCGAUGCUGCUGGUAAGACUACCAUCUUAUACAAGCUCAAGCUGGGAGAGAUCGUGACCACCAUUCCUACCAUUGGGUUUAAUGUAGAGACUGUGGAAUAUAAAAAUAUUAGCUUCACCGUUUGGGAUGUGGGUGGCCAAGACAAGAUUCGUCCUUUAUGGAGACACUAUUUCCAAAACACCCAAGGACUUAUCUUUGUUGUUGAUAGCAAUGAUCGUGAUCGUGUUGUUGAGGCUAGAGAUGAACUUCACCGGAUGUUGAAUGAGGACGAGUUGAGAGAUGCAGUACUUCUUGUAUUUGCCAACAAGCAAGAUCUACCAAAUGCUAUGAAUGCUGCCGAAAUCACGGACAAGCUUGGUCUUCAUUCUCUCCGUCAGCGUCACUGGUAUAUCCAAAGCACGUGUGCCACUUCUGGGGAAGGACUCUAUGAGGGACUGGACUGGCUCUCCAACAAUAUAGCGAACAAGGCUUAAAAGGCAAUCAUGUUUAAUGGGAUGCUGCAAUCUUUACUUCACAGUGGGCUUCGGGCUUGUAUCAUCACAUUGAUUGGCACUAAUUCUAUUCCUGCGUGAUCCCCCCCCCCAAUUUAGAUAAUUGUUAUAUUGUUAUGUCAUGUGCUAGCAGUCUGUUAUAGAUUCUGAAUAAAUGAAUGAAUUACAUAUACGUUUCACUA